AUGGCCGACGAUGCGGCAUCCCAUCUCCGCUAUAUCCAGUAUGAAAGUGACAAGGAAAACGAAUACGUCUCCGCAAUGCGCCAAUUGAUAUCCAAAGACCUUUCGGAGCCCUACAGCAUCUAUGUCUACCGCUAUUUCCUCUACCAGUGGGGGGAUCUCUGCUACAUGGCAAUGGACGGCAAGGAUAAUCUGAUUGGGGUUGUCAUAUCAAAACUUGAACCACAUCGCGGUGGGCCUCUGCGCGGUUAUAUUGCUAUGUUAGCUGUGCGAGAAGAAUACAGAGGCCAAGGCAUUGCGACGACGCUCGUACGUAUGGCUAUCGAUGCCAUGAUUGCCAGAGACGCGGAUGAGGUCGUCCUCGAAACAGAAACAAGCAACACCGCCGCCAUGAAAUUAUACGAGCGUCUAGGGUUCCUACGCAGCAAACAACUCCACCGUUACUACCUCAAUGGCAACUCUGCCUUCCGGCUUGUACUGUAUCUGAAAGAGGGUGUGGGCCUCAUUCCGACCGCCGUCGAUCCGUACGGGUGCAAUCCGGAUGGAUUGCCCACGCAAGAAAGAGGGGAACACCCGGGGCAUCACGUUUGUUGA
This is a messenger RNA of Histoplasma capsulatum G186AR, 591 nucleotides long. Its product is annotated as L-A virus GAG protein N-acetyltransferase. The transcript has 3 exons. Gene Ontology annotation, biological process: N-terminal peptidyl-methionine acetylation. Bases 1 to 591 code for a protein of 196 amino acids. The record is from RefSeq and is a predicted model, not a curated record. Gene Ontology annotation, molecular function: protein-N-terminal amino-acid acetyltransferase activity. Lineage: Eukaryota; Fungi; Ascomycota; Eurotiomycetes; Onygenales; Ajellomycetaceae. Gene Ontology annotation, cellular component: NatC complex.